Molecule: messenger RNA, 822 nt
Organism: Cucurbita maxima (winter squash)
Lineage: Eukaryota; Viridiplantae; Streptophyta; Magnoliopsida; Cucurbitales; Cucurbitaceae
Product: clumping factor B-like
Exons: 4
Coding region: 1-822 (273 amino acids)
Source: RefSeq, a predicted model, not a curated record
AUGGUAACUCAAGGAUCCGGGAGCUCUGCGGUUUCAUGCAAGCAGUCCCCCAAUGAAGGUGAAUUUCUAGACUAUCAAUCUUCUGAAUUAAGAACCGCAGAUAGAGAGUGUUUUUUGACCCAUUCUGGUGGAUGGGACUCAAAGAGUCCAAUGAUUGUAAAUUGUCCUUCCCUAGAGCCUGAAACUGCGCUUGCAUCUGAACCUGAACCGAAUCUUGAACCCGAACCCGAACCAUAUCCAAAAUUGGAAACUGGAUGUGAAGCUGAAUCGUUUCCUAAGAGUGAAGAUAAAUUGGUUGAAGAAAAGCAUUUGGAGUCUGAUAAUGGUCAAAGGGAGGUUGAAAGUGAGAAUCUAGACGAAGUUCAGAAAUGCAAUGUCGUGGUAGAGGCUGAGUCGUUGGAUAAGAGCAUGGAUGUGGCUAAAGAGAGAGAAGCUUGCAGUGAUGAUGCUGAUUUAUCAGAAAGUCGGGAUGUAUCGAUUGAUUUGGGGAAUUGUUCUAAGGAUGAACGUGAUGUUGUGACUGACGAAGGUGACAAAUUGGAAAACAGUUUGUUGGAUGACGAGUGUAAGGAAAGCAAGGACCUCAAUCAAGAAGUGAAGACCAAGGAUUUUGAUAAAGAGGUAGAAAAAGAAAUAUACGAGAGGGGGUCUGCUAUAUCAAAACCAGCCGACCCUCCUCUUUCCUCACAAGAGGCCAAAGUUGAGAACCCACCUGACCUUGUAACUCCUCCUGAUGCAUCAGCUGAAAAGGAAGUUGAAGAAGAGAGCACAGAAAUGCCUGCCGCUAUGAAGAAGAAAAAGCGUAGGCAAAAUGAGCUAUGA